This is a messenger RNA of Morus notabilis, 1158 nucleotides long. RefSeq lists its product as uncharacterized. The transcript has a single exon. Bases 97 to 1101 code for a protein of 334 amino acids. The record is from RefSeq and is a predicted model, not a curated record. NCBI's taxonomy places the organism in Eukaryota, Viridiplantae, Streptophyta, Magnoliopsida, Rosales, Moraceae.
CCACUCUGUUCUCCCAUCUAAGCCAGCCAGCCAGCCAGCCCUUGCUCAUUUCCUCUGCAAAACAAGAAGGAGAAGGAGAAGGAGAAGAAAGCCGCCAUGGACAGAGGACAACACGAGCUUCAAUUCCUUGGGUUUUGUGGAACCUUCAAGCAAUCCUUCAAGAUCGUCCUCCAAUGGCGAAAAAUCUUCAGCCAGAUCACUCUCGCCCUAAUCCUCCCUCUCUCCUUCAUCUUCCUCGCUCACUUCGAGAUCUCCCAACUCCUCUUCUUCAAAAUCAUCACCAACGAAGACGACCUCUCCUAUACCGACAUCAACUCCCGCGACCACGCCAAGCUUCGCCGCGCCAUCUCCUCCGAAUGGACCUUCUUCUGGCUCUUCAAGGCCGCCUACUUCACCUUCCUCCUCGUCUUCUCUCUCCUCUCCACCUCCGCCGUCGUCUACACCAUCGCCUGCAUCUUCACCGCCAAGCCGAUCUCCUUCGUCAAAGUCAUGAGGAUCGUCCCCAAAGUCUGGAAACGCCUUGCAGUGACCUUCCUCUGGAGCUUCGCGAUCGUCCUCGUCUACAACGUCCUUGCGAUCGGAGUCCUCGUGCUCUGUAUCGUCCUCCUAGGGAUUUCCCCCGCCGGAAUCGCGAUCGGAAUCCUUUUCCUCAUCGCCUACCUCGCCGGAUUCGUCUACAUUGGCAUAGUCUGGCAUUUGGCGAGCGUAAUUUCGGUUCUGGAAGAAUCUUACGGAAUCAAAGCGAUGAAGAAGAGCAGAGACUUGAUUAAGGGGAAAUUAGGCCUCGCCGUGGCGUACUUCCUUCUGAUCGGCUUCUGCUUUGUCGUGAUCGAGCUGAUCUUCGAGCACUUCGUCGUGAUCGGAAUUGUCGGCGGUUUGGCGGUCAGAAUUGUGGUUGGAAUCGUUUGCUUCUUGUUGCUGUUCAAGGUGAUUCUCUUUGGUCUUGUGAUUCAAACCAUUAUCUACUUCAUUUGCAAAUCAUAUCACCACGAGAAUAUCGAUAAGUCAUCUUUGUCCGAGCAUCUUGAGGUUUAUCUGGGUGAUUAUGUUCCUCUUAAGUCCAAAGAUGUCCAAUUAGGAGAAGUUAAUAAUAGUGUUUAGCUGUUCAAUUUUAUUUUUGUUUACCUAUAAUAUACAUCACAGAUUGUAUAAGCAAAA